This is a messenger RNA of Aspergillus niger, 207 nucleotides long. RefSeq lists its product as hypothetical. The transcript is spliced from 2 exons. The record is from RefSeq and is a predicted model, not a curated record. Lineage: Eukaryota; Fungi; Ascomycota; Eurotiomycetes; Eurotiales; Aspergillaceae. The coding region runs from base 1 to 207 and encodes 68 amino acids.
AUGGGAAACGACGAUUCAAGGACUGGACUUGUGUCUGUGUGGACUCAAGGUGGACUGUGGACUGUGGACUGUGGAGGAGGAGAAGCCCAAAGGGUCCAGUACUGCGAUGCUCCAUGGAAACCUGCAGCUUCCACCUGCUACCUGUCGGGCCACCUGCAAGGGGUCUCCAGGGACUACUGCGAUGGAAUGCAUGCUACAUCGUACUAG